This is a messenger RNA of Wyeomyia smithii (pitcher-plant mosquito), 1116 nucleotides long. Its product is annotated as dnaJ homolog subfamily C member 30, mitochondrial. The record is from RefSeq and is a predicted model, not a curated record. Bases 152 to 838 code for a protein of 228 amino acids. The transcript has 2 exons. NCBI's taxonomy places the organism in Eukaryota, Metazoa, Arthropoda, Insecta, Diptera, Culicidae.
AAAUUAGUAAGGCUUACUCAGUCAAUGAGUGUGCGUGUUUUUUUCGUUCUGUCAUAUUAUAUAAACAUGACAUAAUCAGGAUGUUGUUUUGGUUUGCGAUUUUGUAGUGUAUCGAUAAGAUUUUUCAACAUCCAAGAGAUAAAUCAACGAUAUGCUGCAACGUAGCAAACUGAACGCAGGUAUUUUAGGUAAAGUCGCCACCUACACUAGAAUACAGCGGUGCAUUAGUCUGUACAGAAUUCUAAAUCGAUCGCACUACGAUGUGCUUGGUAUCACUCCCAAUGCAACACAGAAUGACAUAAAACAAGCGUAUUACAGCCUCUCAAAAGAGUAUCAUCCAGAUAGGAACGAAGGCUGCAAAUUUGCUGCGGACAAGUUUCGAGCUAUUUCAGAGGCUUAUGAAGUGCUAGGAAAUUAUCGUCUUCGAAGAUUAUACGAUAAAGGUAUAUUACAUACGGCUGGUAAACAAUAUGCCCAAUCGGAAUCAACAAUGGCCAGCGAGCCUGUGGAAGACGAUGCUCAAACCCGUUUCUAUAAAAAACGUAUGACUCGAACACACGUUCCGACAGCUUCGGGCCGUACCCCAAUCUACAACUUUGACGAAUGGGCUCGAAACCAUUAUGCUCAUAGUUUUGAACGUAAGAAAUCCGCCGAACAAAAGUUUAAAGCCAAAUCGGAACGAGAAACUCUUAUCAACGCUCAUAAUACGCAUGGAUAUGUCGUAUGGGGAGUCGUUGCACUGGUAGUAGGAUACGUGAUAAUAUUCCUGCAGGAGCAGUCUUACGAUACUCCAAAGAUUCAGGAAACGAAACACAAAAAAAGUAUUUCUGAGAACUAGGAUCAGAAAAUCACUACUCGGGUCUUGAUUGAAGGAGACGUGGUGAUAGUUCGUAUAAAUAGAAGACCCGUCUUCGCUAAGAUUUCCUCGGAAGAAAAAUAGUUUUUUAUUCAUAUGGACUAUUACUUUUUUGUUUAGUGAGAAUCGAUCAUGCGGUUGUAAAUAGUAAUUGCUUUAAUUGAAAUGUGAUUCUAUGAAAAUGUUAUGUAAUAAACUAUGAAUAAAACAUUUAAGAAAUGUUUUAGUUUAAGGAAUAGAUAUUUUCCAAAAACUACAAA